AUGAUUGCAGCAUCAAACAAGCCAUCAUCAUCUGGUGACCACCAACAAAAUACAACAGUGCCAAAAGAAGAUGCUGCCUUGAACACUAAUAAGAAGGAAAAUGUUGAUCAACCAUCAUCGGAAUCAACAAAUAAUGCAAUUGAUAAGAAAUUUAGUAAAAAUGUUGAUGAUUCUGAUUCAGAUCUUUCAUCAGGCAGUGAUAACAAGGAUCCAACAACAAGAUUUAAUAUUUUAAGGUCUACAAGUCUCAGAAAAGCCUAUAAAAAUUUAAAACAACAAGAAAGAGAAGAGUUUGAUUUGGUUCAAUCAGAUGCCAGUCAAUCCGAAAGUGAAAAUUAUAUUCCAUCAAAAAAGACAUAUGGCAAUGGUGUAUCACUUUUGAAAACACCUAAAAUUCCAACUACUGUUGCAACCCCUACGAAGCAUAGUGAGACUGUCAGUCAAACCAAUAGACUAGUUUGCAUAACUAGACCUUCUAUUCUGGCUAGAGACUCGGAUAAACUUAAUUCGUAUAGAGGUUUCUUGAAUUUGGCCAUCAUCAUACUUGUUGUGAGUCACUUACGUUUAAUGUUAAUUAAUUUCAACAAGUAUGGUAUCUUGUUGAAUACCCAUGAAUAUGUAGCUGCUUUCUUGAAAGAUCCAUCAAAUGGAUGGGAAGUCAUUCUCAUGUUUGCAUCUUUGAUUAUUUGGAUUGUUUUGGCUUUUGCAGUUGAAAAAGUUAUUGCAAUUUAUAUUAGAAACAAGUUCAGUCAAUUGUUAACAAAGAAAGAUCAUCAAGUAAGCAAGAGAAAAGCUUUAUGGAGUCAUAUUUUGAAGAAUGCAAGCUUUUUCUCAUUCUGUUGUUACUUUGUGUUGGACACUACAUUAUUGGGAGCCACUAUAUCAUUUGUAUGGCUUUUUAAUCCACAUCCAGUUGCUGGUAUGAUGUUAUUGACCUUGGGAACUAUUGUAUUCUUAAAGAUGACAUCAUAUGGUGUGGUAAAUGACCAUUUGAGAGAAAGAAUGUGGGAAAGAAAGGCACAAAAAUUGAAAACAAUUGACACUGUUGCCACUGCUACUGGAAUUUCUUGGUACAAACAAUAUCCAGACAAUAUUUCACUCUAUGAUAUUUUCUAUUUUAUGUUUACACCAACACUUGUCUAUGAAGAAUGCUUCCCUAGAACCAAGUCUAUUAGAUUCAAGGUUCUUUUAUUUGAUUGCUUGGAACUUUUGGCUUGCUCCUUCAUUUUAAUCUUCUUAGUUGAACAAUACGUUAUGCCUCUUGUUGAACACUCAGUUGAGCCAAUGAGAGAAAAGGACAUGUUACGUUUAUUCGAAAGACUCCUCAAAUUGACAGUUCCUAAUAUUGUUAUUUGGAUUGUUGGAUUUUAUAUUGUUUUCCAUUUAGCUUUGAAUAUUGUAGGUGAGAUCCUAUGUUUUGGAGACAGAUUAUUUUAUCUUGAUUGGUGGAAUUGUACAGAUCUAUCCUAUUUCUGGAGAACAUGGAAUUUACCAGUUCACAAAUGGAUGGUAUUGCACAUUUACCUUCCACUUGUAAAUAAUGGUGUUAGUGCAUCUAUUGCCAGCUUUUGUGUAUUCUUUGUGAGUGCUAUAUUCCAUGAACUUAUCAUUUCAGUACCUUUCCAUAAGGUUUAUGGUUUGGCAUUUAUGGCAAUGAUGGUACAAAUGCCAUUGUCAUUCGUAACAAAGAAAUACUUGAGAGGAAAACAAAUUGGUAAUGUAGUAUUUUGGAUGAGUUUUAUGAUUGGUCAUAGUAACACUCUCAUUUUCAUUUACAAUGAUAUGCACUCAGCAGCAAAUAAUUAAAGUCUUUAUUAAGAAAUGUU
Messenger RNA from Naegleria gruberi, 1826 nucleotides. RefSeq lists its product as uncharacterized. Gene Ontology annotation, molecular function: diacylglycerol O-acyltransferase activity. The transcript is spliced from 2 exons. Gene Ontology annotation, biological process: triglyceride biosynthetic process. Gene Ontology annotation, cellular component: endoplasmic reticulum membrane. Bases 1 to 1806 code for a protein of 601 amino acids. The record is from RefSeq and is a predicted model, not a curated record. Lineage: Eukaryota; Heterolobosea; Eutetramitea; Acrasida; Naegleriidae.